Molecule: messenger RNA, 1257 nt
Organism: Diatraea saccharalis (sugarcane borer)
Lineage: Eukaryota; Metazoa; Arthropoda; Insecta; Lepidoptera; Crambidae
Source: the annotation of a GenBank genome assembly
GUGUUUUGAAGUCCGUCCGAUAAUAUUUAACGAUAACAAUUACAUGUUUCGUUCUAAGUAUAUGUUGUUUUAAGGAAGACAUGUCAUGUUAGUUUGUUCUCAGUGGACUUAGUGUUAGUGUUGUUUUGUAUAGAAAGUGAUUGGUCAGUUUUGUGAUUCUUGAUCGUUGUGCUGUGCUCCUUCUGGUUCUUAGAGUAUCGGACAUCGGCCACAAUAUAAUCCAAGAUGCGUUCCUCAUCGCUGUGGAGGAGCAGGCUCGGCAGCGGCUGCAGCGGCUGUCGGCGCUCAAACGGAUCACUCCCGUCGAUAUGUCUAAACUAUCAGUAGAACUUAACAAAAGGAAAAGAACACAGCCUGAAAACAGACAGGAGCUGAAUGGUUACAUAGCAAACUCUACCGUAUAUGUUACAUCCAUAAACGAAAAUGGAGCAAUAGAAAGCAAACCGACAAUAUCAUCACCGAAAUCACAACCCAAAUCGUUGCAAUCUAAACCAGCACCAGUAAUAGCUAACGGCAUACAAACCGAUAAAGAAAAGAAAAGAGAGGUCACCGAUGUGAAAGAAGAAAAAGUGGAGCCCGAGAAACACGAGAAGGAUUCAAGUGAGAAGAGUUUAAAUAAUAAAGUAGAAAGUGAAGUGAAAAUCGAUAAAAUCGAAAGUGAAGUGACUUGUGAUAAUAAAGAUAUUAGUAAAAGUGACGCGUACAGUGUUGCUAGGGAGCACUUGAAUAACGGAAGAAGUGAAAAACUGUUGGGUGAGCCUGAUCACAGGAUCCGUGCUACUGUUGUUGUUGAGAACAAUAAAUUAGCAACAGGCGAGAAAGGGUGAGUUAUAUGUAUUAAAAACAUCUUUGAAUAUCUUUAUGGAAAUCAAUAGGAUAUUUUUAGCUGCGAUCGAACUAAAAACGGACCGAAUAAAAAGCGGAUUAUACCGUGAAAACGGUUAUUUCGAAUGUAGCACGAAAAACGUUAUAAUAUAUCACCACAGCUCAGCGUGCAAUCAAAUUUCGAUUUGUUACAAUCAAAAUUACAUCUUGUUUACGGUUAUAGUGACCUUAUCAAGUGAAUGAACUAGGAAGCCGUAUUGUCACACUCCGGCCAAGGUUUCUAACGAUCGCUGCUGAAAGAUAUUAUCUAUUAGGGCUACGAAAAUCAUUAAUUCUUUUUUUACUACUAGGGCGUUUACAAUAACGAAGUAUCAGAAUAUAUGAUUUAAUGCGUGAUAUUCCUUUGAUGAUAAGUUAGACUAACACUUAUUC